ACCAUUUAAGUGACUGAGGAAUUCACUCUUCGACAGGUUGGGGACAUGUUAUAGGAGUGAAGACUAAAAAGUGUUUGAACUAUUCUACACGAGUCAAGAACUGCGCAAAGUGUAACUUGAACAGCAAAACGGGGAAAAAGGUACAGCAGCAUGAGUGUCGUAAAAACUGGACAGGAAGUGCUAAAAGUAUGGAACCGGAUAUCGUAACGAGUCUGCACGAAAAAGCUAAUGGAUUCUGGUAUGAAAUUUGUAGGUGUAAUUGGUGACGAAGAUGCGUCAGCUAUAAAACACAUACGAGAGAAAGUGAAUCCAAAUAUCAAGAAAUUUUCAGAUUUCGGACAUAUAAAAAGAAAUUUGAGACGGAAACUUGAGACACUACAAAAAGAAAAUAAAACUCUCACCAGGAAAGUUACAGACAGCUUCCUAAAAAACUUCUCAUAUGCUGUCAAACAAAACAGAACAGGGACAGAGGAUGACAUGAGCAAGUCUAUAAUGGAAAUAGUAUCCCAUAUGUAUGGAAAUCACAGUAUGUGUGGUCAUUGGUGUUCCAUCACGACUGGCAAAAAUGAAAAACAUGCUAAUUUACCUAAAGGCAAAGAUCUGACUGACCAAUCAUUGAGACUCAAAAUGGAGAAUUUGUUGGCGCCUUUUAUUUCUAACCCGGGAAAACUCAUGACAUCUGGUACAACCCAGUCAAAUGAAUCACUGAAUAAUGUUGCUUGGAGCAAAGCUCCUAAAAUACGAAACUACAAUGCCAGCGAAAGUUUUGACAUUCGGUGUUCGGCUGGAGUCGCGCAGUUUAAUGAUGGAAUUGGAUAUGUGAACAAAGUUAUAGAAAAUUCAGGUCUUUCUCCACAAAAAAAUUCUUGGUAAAUAUACUUGUUCAAAAGACAGACAGAGGGAUUAUUUUAAAUCUUAUAAAACCGAAAAAAAAGUCAAGCAAAGACGUUACGAAUUGAAGAAGAAAAGAUUAUUUGUGAAUACCUCUUCCGAAAUUAAGGAAG
This is a messenger RNA of Mercenaria mercenaria, 1004 nucleotides long. RefSeq lists its product as uncharacterized. Bases 229 to 873 code for a protein of 214 amino acids. The record is from RefSeq and is a predicted model, not a curated record. The transcript has a single exon. NCBI's taxonomy places the organism in Eukaryota, Metazoa, Mollusca, Bivalvia, Venerida, Veneridae.